UCAUCCCAUGCGAGUUCACACAAUCAGUACUUGACAUGUUCCGUUCAACCCCUAUCUCUUACUGUGCCUUCUGUCAAUAUAAGAAAGUAUUACCAUUUGAGAGUAACCUGAAUGCCACACACUGUCAUACUCUAUUCUGCAAAUCUUGCGUAUCUGUGGAAGAAAUAAUCAUUACUGGCUGUUAAUGUUUAGCUCCUGGUCAAUCUGAUUGAGCAGAGCUAUGAUCAAAGACUUUUCAUUCACCCCAUCCGUUUCUUUGCCAUUGUGUAUCUUGGAUUAAUGUAGUUCAAGGUACACUGUAUAAUGCUGCCUCUCGUUUUCAGUACUUUUACGGUAUGAUUUGGGAGAGUUUGGCCUGCUAUUUCUAAUGGUUCCAACGACACAGUUGGCUCUGUUUUAGAAUUGUUCUAAGGUCCAGCGAGUGUGCUUAUGCUGUUGGAAAAGGCAUGAACACCACAGGAUCCUUUUCCCUAAAACCCUGGGCCUUUAUAUUAAAACAGUUUGCCAAGGUAUUGGACACUGAAGAAAUUGAUAUGGAAAGCUUACGCAAAUUAUGUUUCAGUGGUUGUCCUUGUGAAUCAGGUUACAGAUCUAUAUGCUGGAAGCUGCUGCUGAAUUACCUCCCUUUGAAGAAGAAAGACUGGCAAAUGUGGGAAGACAAACAAAGGGCACUAUACAAUCAGUUUGUACAGGAAAUGAUUGUGAAACCAGGUUCAAAUAUAAAUGAAAAGAAGGCUGAUGUUACUAUGGAAGAUCAUCCACUCAAUCCUAAUCCCGACAGUGAAUGGGGUGCUUAUUUCAAAGACAAUGAGAUGUUAGUACAAAUCGAUAAAGAUUGCAGACGUUUAUGUCCUGACUUGUUUUUUUUCCAAAAACCAACAGACUUUCCAUGUGAGGAAAUGGUUAAUGCCAAAACCAAAGUAGAAACUCUACGGAAACGGGUUGAACAAUGUGUGUUACAGUCAGAAACUGUUUCUCGUAACUGGUUAGGCAUCACAAAUAUGAUGUCUAGUCGGAAGAAAUCCCAGGAAGAAUAUUCUGUCUUAUCAGAAGGAAAAGAAGCCCAUUGGGAAGUUGUAGAACGUAUUCUCUUCAUUUAUGCUAAACUCAAUCCUGGAUUAGGAUAUAUACAAGGAAUGAAUGAAAUCCUUGGCCCUAUCUAUUACACAUUUGUGAAUGAUCCUGAUUUAAAGUGCAGGGAAUUUGCAGAGGCUGAUUCUUUUUUCUGUUUUACUAAUCUGAUGUCAGAAAUCCGAGAUAACUUUAACAAAACAAUGGAUGAUUCUGAUUUUGGAAUUGGAAGCAUGAUGAAACAGCUUAUGCAGAUGUUAAAAGAGAAGGACCCUGCUUGUGCUCGGAAGCUAGAAGAACAAGAAUUAAAACCUCAGUACUAUGCUUUUCGAUACCUCACCUUGCUAUUAUCUCAAGAGUUUCCUCUACCAGAUGUGCUUAGAAUUUGGGAUUCACUACUGUCUGAUGAGAAACGGUUUCGUUUUCUUAUUACGAUCUGCUGUGCCAUGUUAAUACUCCUUCGUAGUGAUAUACUCAAAGAUGAUUUUCCUACCAAUAUGAAGUUACUUCAGAAUUUCCCCUACACUAAAGUUGAUGUACCAACUAUUAUUGCUAAAGCAUGUGAGCUGGAUGGAUACAGGUAGUAGAUAUCAGUGGGACUGUUUCUAUUUGGACUCCUGUUAUUGUUACUGUGUAAAGUUCGGGGUGUGUGGCAGAAUUAAUCCCAUGUCACUCUCUGUUCUGACUUGGCACCAACUACAACUAAAGCAUGGCUCUGCUAAUAUUCUUUCUAGCCACAUCAAAUUUACACUGCUACAUUUCCACACAACUAUGGCUUUAGUGUGCAAUUUUACAUGCUCUCCUCUUUUCACUGUUGUUUAUACCUGUCUACAUACAAAGCCAGUUUGUUCAAUUUUGUCAUGGUUAAAAUACUCAGCUCAUUUUGUUCAGCCAUGAUAAUGAAACCAAACUUACUAACUAACUAUUGCUUGUUCAUCCAAAAACUGCAUCAGUACUUGUAACACAACUACUAAUACUACUACUACUACUACUACCACCACUAUUUAAAUGCUAACACUAUAUUUAAAGAUGAGGCUUGUUCUCCUUCCCUGCCUUCUCAUUUUUAUACACAUCCCUUUACACAUGCACUAUAGCAACUGCAUGAAAAAAAUUGAGAUUGGGAAUGAGUUUCUGAAGUGUACGGCUUCAGGAAUAUUUUGUUUUGCUGACGAAAAUAAAUACUAAAUUCUGAUUUAUUUUCUAUUUUGAAAGAACAUCUCUAAAUGUGUUGGUGAGUAGUCUGUGAUUCCAUAAGAACUGAUUACAAGAAUUGAUAAUUUCAAGUUCAGUUGUGAGUAAAGCAAUGUUUAAGUCUCUAAAACAUCAAGAAGUAGCCGUUUACAGUUUAUUUAAACUCUCUAUUUAUACUCUUUGAUGAAUUUUCAAUUGAAUUUGGAUUGAUCCAAAUUUUUCAUUAAGAAAUUCACUUCAUUAUCACUAAUGGGCCACACAGUUAUUACAGUAAAGUAGCUGGGGAAGAAAUUAUCAUCAUGAGAAAGUAUUCAAUUCUUUGUUUUAUGUUUUUUUUUGUUUUUUUAAUUUCGAUUUAGCCCUAGAUGAUAUUUUAAUUAUUUCAUCAAAUAAUUCAUUACUCUAAUUUAGUUUGACUGAAAUUAUCAAAUGUUUUAACUCCCUUUUAAAAAAUAAAUGAAUAACAAACAGCACUAAAUAAUGAUUUCUUUUUCUAGACUAUCCCAAAACCUGAUUUUGAUUGCUAAAAUAUGGCUAUAGUGCUAUUGGUUUUGAAAAGAAACUGAAAAGAGCCUACGUGAAUCUCUACUUUCAAUUGUGGAUUUAUGUUAGUAUUGCAGAUUCCCCUAAUGACAAAAAAAGUGGUAACUGUUAUUAUCUAAGCACUAAAAUAUUCUGGAGAGUCCAUGUUUGGUGUGAGUAUGCUUACAGGUGUAGAUUUUAUACCACUGUUAUUUGUUUUACAGUGAUUGUUGAUAUAUCAACCUUUCUUUAGCAAGUCAAAUUUGUAAUUCAGUGAAAAUGUUUAUACUGAUAUACUAAGUCAUAGUUGAUGCUGGCUAGAUAUAUCAGCUAUUGGUCUACUGGCCAAAGUGUCAUAAUAUACUGUACUGUGUUUAUGGCUCACACACAAGUCAAUAUUCAAUUCAAAUGUACCCCUUGUAAGUACAUCUCACUGCUGUGAGCAGUAGGGUCAUAAUAUAACUGACAAGUGUUCUGUUAACUUGCAGUGUUAGCUGAGUUCAGUUCCCAGUUUAACACCACCUCCUGACCCUUGGGUGCUUUUUCAGUUACACUCUGUUGUAAUCAUUUCGAUCAGGUCUCUGGUCUGAAGAUAACUUCCCAUUUGUCACAGGAACUCUGAAAAGAGUCAUGGCACUGCCAUUCCUCCUGUAGGGAAGCAAUUAAAAGAAAAUUCCUACCAUAGGCAAUAACAAAGAGAGAAGGAACUUUGGUAUGUUUUUGUGGUAUGUCAACAGUACAGUGUUUACUGGAACCACUGCCACAACCACCUUGUAAGUUGUAUUUUGGAAUGCAAUGAUAGACUGUAUCUAGACUAUACAACUCUAUCUCCCUUGAACAACAAGCUUCAUACAUCAUGUAGAAACAGUAGAACAAUGGUAAAUGCUUUAUAAAUCAAAAGUGAAUAUAGCUUUGAUUCUAAAUUACAACCACUUGUAUUACUCAUACUCAUGAAAACAUCAUGCACAUCACAACUCACUUCCUUUCACCUGGUAAAUUUGAGAUCUUUAUGCCGAUGUAAAAUAAUUAGAAUUACGAACUGUCUACCUAAGAGUAGUGGGGGUGGAAAAUGCUCUUGAGCACUAGAAAAUAUCUAGUUUUAAACUGAGUUCAAUCUCUGCUGAAGCGGAUUUUGUCUUUCAUGAUAAAAUGAUUACAAGUUGAUUCAAUAUGUCAUACCUCUUCCCUGUAAAUGUUUGCCUUGUACUGAAGUUAACAGAAAUAAUUACCUUAUUAAUUGAUGCUAUACAGUGUAAGGUCUUCAAGAAAUUAACCAUGGUUAAUUUAUUUCAUUUUGUUUUGUUGUUGUUGUUUCACACUGGGUCAGUCCUAAUAGAACAAACUUAUGAUCAAAAGCAUUCCAGCCAUGAUCAUUGGGAGGGGAAAAUUAUGUAUGUAUCUAUGAUUCUGAUAUUCAAAAUGUCCUUUCCAUUUUAAGACAAUAGAAUAUGAUUAGAAAGAGAUUUGGUUGCUAUAUCUAGCAGAUUAAGUGAUCACAUAGAGGAUCCCUCAUUAUAUCACAAGUUUCUAUUUCCUUUCUCUUAUAAUUUUGUUUAUGAAAUUAUCAUUAUUGGAAUGGCAGCUAUGGUGUAACAUUAAAUUCUUGGUUAAUCAAAUCUUUAACAUGAUUUUGAGCCAAAGUUCAUUUCUGUUUGGCUCACUACAUAUAAAUAUAAUGCUGUCAAAAAAGACAUAACCUAGUAUUGCAAACUAAAUGAUGUCAAUUCUCUGAACCAAGGAUAAAGACUUCCCUUCUCACCUGUCUCAGGGCUGUUGGAUGCAUUACAGGUAUUGUGCUUACUCCUCUGAUUUACCCUUUGAUAAAAUGAAUAAAUAAAAAAAUAAAAAAAAUUACCUUUCCCUUAGAUAUCAAUCCUUUUACUUUUAUGAUAAGUAUUGCCAGCAUUUGAACUUGGGCCACUUUUGGAUUCAGACUACAAUGUUAUAAUGAUUUCACACUGACAUUGGAUACUUCUGAACUCAAAUAGCACUUGGAGUGAUUUUUGCUUUCAUUUCUGUAGGAAUUGAUAACAUAAAUAAAAUUAAUGUGCAAAGAUUGGUUCCAUAAAAAAAAAAAAAACUCUGUCUUUGUACCUACUCAGAAGAAAUUGUUAUAACCAUAGAAGUAGUAAUACUGUUUAUAUCAUGAAUUGGCUGUUCCUUCCAUUGUGCCAAUGUAGAAAAUCUUGGCAGAAUCAUUAGAACAUCCGACAGUAUUUAGUUCUGGCCCUUUGCAUUCUGAGUUCAAAUCUUACCAAGGGCUAUUUUUGCAUUCCACUCUUCUAAAGUUGAUAAAAUAGUGCUAGUCAAGUGUUGGGAUUAAUAUACUUGACUCUUCUUUCCCACCAAAAUUUCUUGCUUUGUGCCUAUGUAAGAAAUCAUUACUGUUGUUAUUAUUAUUAUUAUUAUUAUUAUUAUUAUUAUUGUUAUUAUUAUUAUUAUUAUUAUUAUUAUUGUGCUGGACAAAAUGUUUAGCAGCAUUUCUUCUGGUUUUUUACAUUCUGAGUUAAAACCCUGCUGAGGUCAUGUUUACCUUCCACUCUUUUGGAGUUGAUGAAAUAAAGUACCAGUGAAGUACUAGGAUUGGUGUUAUCAACAAUUCCCUCCCCUUAAAAUAACUUGCCAUGUGCCUGAAUUUGAAAUCAUUAUUAUUAUUAUUAUUAUUAUUAUUAUUAUCAUUAUUAUUGUUAUUAAAGCAGUGAGCUGGCAGAAUCGUUAGCGCACUAGACAAAAUACUUAGCAGUAUUUCACCCAUCACUAUGUUCUAAGUCCAAAUUCUGCUGAGGUCGACUUUGCCUUUAGUCCUUUCAGGGUUGAUAAGUACCAGUUGAACACUGAGGUUGUUGUAAUCGACUCAUCCCCUCCCCCAAAAUUGCUGCCCUUAUGGCAAAAUUUGAAACCAUUAUUAUUGUUACUACUACUACUACUACUACUAAUAAUAAUAAUAAUAAUAAUAAUAAUAAUAAUGCAGCGAGCUGGCAGAAUCGUCGGCACUCCAAGCAAAAUAUUUAGUGGCAUUUCAUCUUUCUUUAUUUUCUGAGUUCAAAUUCUGCCUAGGUUGACUUUACCUUUCAUCCUUUUGGGGGGUCGAUAAAAUAAGUACCAGUUGAACACCGGGGUUGAUGUAAUUGACUCAUCCCCUCCCCCAAAAUCACUGCACUUGUGACAAAAUUUGAAACCAUUAUUAUUAUCAUGUGAUCUGGUACCAAAAUUUGAAGCAAUUAUGUUUUCUACAUUACAUCCUAUGACUUUUAUAUUCUGUUUUUCAUCUCCCUAUUAUCACUAAAAAAAGUACCAUUAAUACAGUGGGAUCCAUUCAGUUAGUUGUGCCCGCUGUUUCCUGUAAACAUUGGUGUUAUUUUGAAAUCAAAGAAAUUGUUGUUUCCUGUUUUAUUGUUUUCUCUCUUUUUCGGGCAACUAUUUGUCAGAAAUACUCAAACUUUCCUUUUUUAACUAGCUUUAAUUCUGGUUCCCUUUUUACCACAAUAACCCAAGAACUGUAUUUUCAUCCGAUGGGACUUCUGAACUGCUGAUUCUUAUUUUAUGGAUGUCUGACUCUGUUUAGAUUUCAACUAAGAAGUAUGCUUAUCACAAAAUUAGUGCUUAUAAACAUCCAUUCUAAUUAUCUAAGUCUGCAUUAUCUCAGUUAUUAAUUUACAUACACAUAAAUAUUAGAUCUUCCAAUCUCUGUCUGUUCUAGAUGCCAAAACAAUUGCUGACUAAGAUAGUUACUUAAAUCUCACUGGCUUCAUCACACUACUGUAGAUAGGUACCAGAAAUAGGUUCAGUUCAUCACUGUAUAGAGCCUGACCAAUAUGUAAUUACUGUGUAUUUAGUUAGCUUGCAGUAUUCAAUUCAAGUUCGUCUCUGGGUCUGGAGAAGUCAAGAAGUUGCUCCAUUGCUUAGCUCUAUACAAGAAUCCUUAUUUAGCUUGUUUAGACUCAGUCUCUGGCUAUGAUUUGGUUUGCAGGUGAUGACUUGUAUGCAGCAGUCAAAACUAACUGCAUUACACUCCUUAUAUACAGAUAUCAUUUUUACUUCACCACAUUACAUUUCAUUUAUUUGAUAUCCAUUUGAGCAUAAACUUCUUCAACACAUUUUCAUAAUUAGAUAUAAUUGGCAAAUUGGCAAUGUAAUUAAAACAUUGGAUUGGAUAAAUUGCCUUGCAGUAUUUAUCUUGACUUUUUGAAUUCUGAGUUCAAUUCUCACUGACAUCAACUUUGCCUUUCCUAGUUCCGGUCUUGGGCAAUGAAUUGGCAGAAUUGUUACCGCAUCAGAUAAGUUGUCUUAUAAUAAUUUCUAUUGUUCUUUGCAUUUUGAGUUCAGAUCCUGCUGUGGCCUUCUUGGGUACUAGACUUAAUCCGUAACCCACCCAAUUAAACACCAUCAUCUAAUCCUUGGCUUAGAGUCUGCUUUGUUGCCAGUAUUUUGGCCAAGUCUUUGGUUUGAAGGUACAUCCCCUAACCACUGAAGAUUCCAUACAAGAUCAUGAGCAAAGCCUUUCCUCCUAACUGAUAAAAACUCAUUUACUUUGUCAUAUUAUAAAAUAUCCUUAGUGCUGUGAAUUGGCUGAAUCAGUAGCAUGUCAGUAUUUAGUUAUGACCCUUUAUGUUCUGAGUUCAAAUUCCACUGAAAUAGGCUUUACCUGUUAUUGUUCCAAGUUCAAUAAAAUAAAGUUUCUAUAAAGUACAGGGGUAGAUUUAAUUGAUUAUCUCUCUCUCUCUCUCUCUCUAAACAUUGUGAUCUUUUACCAGUGUUAGAAAGCAAUAUAUUACACAACAACCUUACAAUAUUUAGAUCUAUCCUUUUAACUUCUGACUUCACUCCUUUGUGGACAAUGAAAUAAAGUCUAGAUGCAUUGAGUUAUUCUCUUCUGUUCUGCAAUAGUAUAUCUUUGUAGCAAUGUCCUGACUUUCUUCUGUUGGCUCUCAGCUCCUGAUAAAGUCAUGUAGAUGAGCAUUGUAACACAGGGUGUGUCUUAACCCUUUAACAUUUAGAUUACCCUGCCAAAUAUAAUGCUUGUUUAUUCAUAUUGUUUUGAAUUAAUCAUGCAUUAUCUCAUGGCUUCAAAAUUUUGAUGAUGUGAUUGUUUAUUUUCAGAAAAUUUUUAGAAAUUUAGGGCAUCAGUAAGUGGCCAGAUCUGGCUGGUUUGAACAUAAAAUAGGUAAAAUAUUUAAGCCAGAUAUGGUCGAUUUAAAUGCUAAAGGGUUAAGCAUUUUGAACCUGGUGGAUUUCAUGCCUCUCCAUGUUUGAACAUGGCUGACUUCUUUCAGAAAAAAGAAGAAAAAAAAAUCAACCUUAAUACUAUAGGUUUUAGUAUCCUGGUAAAAUGAAAGGCAAAGUUUACAUUGAUGGGAUUUGAACUCAGUAUGCAGAAAGCUAUAAUGAAUACUGCAAGACAUUCUAUUCAACAUUUUAAUGACUCUGCCAGUCUAAGGAAUUAUGAUUAUCAAGACUUAAGACAGAAACUACAAUAAAUACUACAUGGUAUUUACUUCUAUUUAUCCCUCUUGGCUCUGACUGUACAAGACCUAGCAAGGUCCACUUAUCCUUCCAUCCUGCUAGGAUCAGUAAUAUAAGGGUUUUGGUUUAAUCUCCUAUUCAGUUCUGCCCUCAUACCUAUGUAAGAAAAAAAAAAAAGACAGAGCCUCCAUGUGGUCACCAUAUAUGCUAGAAGUGGCAACCAAAUUUUCCUUUACUCACACUUUCACUAUCUUUAAAACAAGAUGAUAUCUAACAGUAUAUUGUAGUGGUUCCUGACUCUUACACUGAUUGAAGAUUAUCUGUUUGAAUUGAUUUUCCCAUGAAGGCUUUUGAAAAAUUUGUCUAGUCAACAUUUUUUGAAUUCAACUGACAGACCCCACUACUACUGCAAACCUGAGGCUGGGAACCAUUGCUAUAUUUGAGAAUGCAGUAUUAGAGAGAGAAAAAAAUGACUAAUGUUCAUAGUUGGGAAGCUUUUAAACAUAAGCCUGUUCAGUUAAGGCUAUCCUGGGGCUAAACAGUAAUUAAUGCUGUCAUUAUUUCAUUUCCAAUGGCAGUAGAAAUGUCUAAUAAAUAUAUCAUGUAGAUGAAACAAUAACCAUUAAUCAUUAAGUAUUAAUCCGUUCAUAUUAGCUGUCAUGAUGUUUGUUUCGAUUUGACUUUUAAAUUAAUUUUUGUUUGUAGUUGUUGUUUAACUCAAAACCAUCAGUAUUGUUGAACAGAUUUUAAUCAAAAGCUUUCUAGCUAUAACCAUCCUAUCUUUUCCAGACAUAAUAUAUCUAGGACUACAAAGCCUUAUGUGUCCUUUCCCUUAAAAAAAAUUUUUUUUUUUUUGAACCUUUUUGUGACCCAAUGUCUUCUGAAAUACUUGGUCUAUGACUUUUAAUUACUUUUUAAGAUUAACUAGCAUUUGGUGGCAAUUAAUAAAAUAACUAAUUAUGCUAUUAGGAAUUUAGUAUUUGAAAUAUAAUUUAACAAAAGGUUCUUAUAUUAAACUAUGUUGGGAUGUUUUAAUUUAAACAUUAAUACUUUCAGAGGGUUAAGAUAGUAUGAUUUCAGGACAUUGCAGCUGCUAUUUCUUACAAAUUGACUGCAUAGAGGAUUCUUUGUAUCCACCAAGAGUUAAUAAAAUAAAAUUGCAGUGAUAUAUAUAUAAUAUCCACAUCUUUUAUGAUAAUAUUGGUCUUGUGUCUUGGCUGUUGAAAUAAAGUACAGGCUAUUGUUAAUGUCAUUUCGCCCCUAAUUAAACCUUGAUUGAUCAAAAGUAUUACAAUUUGGACUAUUCCAAGCAUGUCCUUUUUUUUUUUUUUUUUAGUUUGUUAGGGUGUGGUUUGAGAGAAUUGUCUGAUAUCUCAACCAGGGUCCAUAGAAGAUAUUUGUAGGGUCCAUGCAACAAAUUAGUAAAUUGGGGAGGGAUCCACAAAAGUAUUUUAAAGGCCUCUGAAAGAAUUUUGAUUUAGAUGUAUGUAUUGGUAUGUAUUACAAGAAACAGCUAUGUAUCUUUCUCUAACAUUUUACAUAGUUCAGCCUAUACAAGUUAAUGUGUGAAAAAACAAAGUAGGAGUUUUGAAAGAAGUAUCUAUAAAACUAGUUUUUAAACAUCGAAUGGCUAUGGCAGUCCACCAAAAUGAAAUAGUAAUCAAAGGGGUCCAUAGAUAAAUAAUGGUUGAGAACCCCUGAUAUAGAGACUUGUUCAUUGGUCAAGGUGAACUUUGAAUGCUAGUGAUCUGUCAACCUGCUGCCACUCAGUCAACUUGUAACCAAAAUAUCCUACUAUCUAAUCAGCCAGCAGAAAACUCAGUAACAUAAAUCCUACCAAAAAUAUAAAACCUUCAUUAUUUUGUUUGAUAUUUCCACUUUAUUUUUCAGUUGAAAGCAUUUCUCUGUCUCUCUCUUUAUUGAUUAUUUUUUUAUUAUCCUAAACUAUAAAUUUUAGAAACUACAAAUGUAGAUUCUAAUUCUUUAUUGGUGCUGGAAUAUUUUGAAUUUUACCUUUGUAUCUUAUCAGACUAUACAAAGAGAUUGUAUAAAAAUGCCUUCAAAAAAAAAAUUAUAGAAAAAUAAAAAAACAGUUAAGUGAAUAAUUUAAAUGUAAUAUCUCUAGUUUGACAAGCAGUUUGAUGCUCCAUGAUUAUCAAUUCUUUGUGCUGUUUCACAUGAAAUACCUGAUUUUCAUAGUACUCUUUUUCUCUCAUACUCAUUCACUCUAUCAUUUUUGCUUGCUCUCUUUCACUCCUUACUCUCUCUCUCUCUUCCACCCACACUCUCUCUCUCUCUUCCACCCACUCUCUCUCUCUCUCUUCCACCCACUCUCUCUCUCUCUCUUCCACCAUAUAUAUAUAUAUAUAUAUAAUAUAUAUAUUGUGUGUGUGUGUGUCUUCUGUUCUAAUGUCUUUUGUAGGUGAUUGUCUUUCUGUCAGUAACUUUUCUUUAAACAUCUUUGUCAGAACUUUAGUCUGUCAAGUACUAUUUCUCAAAGUUAACUAAAAGUAUUUUGAAAUUAAUAGACAUUCUUCUUUAAUAAUGCAUUGAGAGGAUAAUUGCUAUUUUCCUGCCAGUGUGCUACAUCCAAUGACCUUUAGUAGGACCUAAAUUCAUAUAUUAAAUAGAUCUUAGAACAUUUACCAUGAAGUAUAUGUUGAUGAUGAUGGCAAUAUAACUACUAAUUGUUCAAUAAAUAAUGAAUGAUAGAUUUGUGUGUGUGUGUGUGUAAAAUACUGUGUUUGAACUAAUUGAAAUUAUGUUGUAUGUUCUAUAUAUGAGUGUCAUAAACUGUUGGCAUAUUCCCUUUGUUUCUACUGCUGACAAAGCCAAAACAUAAAAAAAAAAAAACAUUGGGUGUGCUAAUAAUGUUUCAAAUUGGACUUGUGUAAAUCUCUAUCUAACCAGUGCCAGGUCAGUUCUGGGAGUCUUGUUCUUACAGCAAGCCGCCACCCAACUGAAGCCUUUCCCAAAAACAACAUUUUCAUUAUAUGUUAAAGAUUUUAUUUUUAAUCUUUCAGUUCUUUUCUUCUCAACACCUUCUCUCUGUUGUUCUUCCUCCAUGCAACUCACUAAAAUAAAGUUGAUUAAAAAAAAAAACAACCAUCUUUUUUUGUUUUUAGCUUCUGUUGUUACUAUUUCCAACUGCUUUCUUUUUUUCCAUCUAUAUAGUCAUCAACUCUAUUGGCCUUUCUUCCUUUUUCUUUUGUCUCUCCUAUUUUUCUUGCAUCCUUUCACCAAUCAAUUUAUUUUCUGAUAAAUCUAUACUUUCUGAAACGAUUUUUCUUUCGAAGAACAUUACAGAACUAUUUUUAUGGCUUUUUCAUCAGAUGUUACUCUGAUGGUCUUUGCUAGAAAAAUGUUAACUUGUGAAACAAUAACUCAGCUAGUAGAAAUAGUAUUUGCAGUAGUGAAUUAACUGAAAAGAACACUAGAAAAAAAAAAAAGGUGGUUCAUUCGUUAUAUCUUAUAAGAUAGUGAAGUUUGUUUUUGUUGUUAAAUACAGAAAUUAUCUUUUUAUUGUUCCAUACCAAGAUUGUGCUUACUCCAAGGCAAAAUGAUAAUAAAGCAUACAUUAACCAUCUGGUAGCAUGAUGAGAA
This is a messenger RNA of Octopus bimaculoides (California two-spot octopus), 11850 nucleotides long. Its product is annotated as TBC1 domain family member 13. NCBI's taxonomy places the organism in Eukaryota, Metazoa, Mollusca, Cephalopoda, Octopoda, Octopodidae. The record is from RefSeq and is a predicted model, not a curated record. Gene Ontology annotation, biological process: activation of GTPase activity; intracellular protein transport. Gene Ontology annotation, molecular function: GTPase activator activity.